This is a messenger RNA of Carassius gibelio (silver crucian carp), 1604 nucleotides long. Its product is annotated as retinal homeobox protein Rx3-like. The transcript has 3 exons. NCBI's taxonomy places the organism in Eukaryota, Metazoa, Chordata, Actinopteri, Cypriniformes, Cyprinidae. The record is from RefSeq and is a predicted model, not a curated record. Gene Ontology annotation, biological process: positive regulation of transcription by RNA polymerase II. The coding region runs from base 170 to 1057 and encodes 295 amino acids. Gene Ontology annotation, molecular function: DNA-binding transcription factor activity, RNA polymerase II-specific; RNA polymerase II cis-regulatory region sequence-specific DNA binding.
CCACUGCAUCCUCAGUGCGUGCAGGACCACUGCUGGAGAAAGUUGCUUGUGCUGGGACAUUAUUGUUGGAUUAUUGGAAAUAGAGUGUACUGAAAGAAAUAGCCUAGAAAACAGUGGAAAUCCUUAGUACUUUCUUCUUCUCUCUUUUUCUUUUGAAACAAAACGUUCGAUGAGGCUUGUUGGAUCCCAGUCCCAAGAUAUGGAAGAGCGUCUCUCCCCGUCCGCGCGCUUGGGUCGCAGCCCUGGAUCCCAAACGAGGAUCCACAGCAUUGAAUCCAUUUUGGGAUUUAAAGGAGAGACUAUCUUCCAAACGGCUUUUUCUUAUCGAGCUAUGAAGCCGGUCAAAGACGCUGAGCAUCUGUCUUCCCCCAAGAAGGACUCCAAAAACUUUGAAGGUGUGUGUAGAUCCGCCGUCAUGGUCAGCCGGGAUCUGCUGGAUGCGGAUGGAGGUAAAUUAUCGGAUGAUGAAAAUCCCAAGAAAAAGCACCGGCGGAACCGGACCACGUUCACAACCUUCCAGCUGCACGAGCUCGAGAGAGCGUUUGAGAAGUCGCAUUAUCCUGACGUGUACAGCAGAGAGGAGCUCGCGCUCAAGGUCAACCUGCCAGAAGUUCGAGUUCAGGUGUGGUUCCAAAACCGCCGUGCAAAGUGGCGACGUCAGGAGAAACUGGAGGUGAGCUCCAUCAAGCUGCAGGAGUCCUCCAUGCUGUCCAUCCCCAGAUCGGGGCCGCUGUCUCUGGGUAGCGGUCUGCCAUUAGAUCCCUGGCUUACUGGACCGAUCACCUCCUCCAGCUCUCCCCUGCAGUCCCUGCCCAGCUUCAUCAGCCCUCAGCAGGGAGUACCAGCCAGCUACACCCCUCCACAGUUCCUCAGCUCAGCUACACUCAACCACCCUCUGCCCCAUAUAGGAGCAGUGUGCCCUCCUCCACCGUCGUAUCAGUGCUCAGGCUUUAUGGAUAAAUUUUCACUAGAAGAGUCAGACCCACGAAACACAAGUAUCGCCUCACUAAGAAUGAAAGCGAAGGAACACAUCCAGUUUAUUGGGAAGACGUGGUAAACUGAGGAUGAUGCUGGACUGAGACACUCAGAGACUUGUUUGAAUCUCCUUUAACUUUCUAAAUCAGACUCUUUUUGAAGAGAAAUGGUUUUCCCAUCUUCAUGUGUGGUUCAGAAACAUCCUAGAGUUGUUCUUUAAGGAUGACAAGCUUUGUAAAACAAAUUUACUGUACCUUACUGUCAAUUAUUAUUUUAUUUUUUUUACUUUAUUAUAAGUUCAUUUGAUUAAGAUUCAUUGCUAAUUCAAACACACAACUGGACAUAAUUCUAAAAAAUUCUAAAAAAAAAGCACACACACACACACACACACACACACACACAAAACAAUCAUUUAGAACAUUCAAAGAGAGAAAUAAAAAAAUGCAUUAUAAAUGCAUGCAUCUAAUUUCAUUGACCCAUUCAAAAUCCCCAUCGAACCUUUAAAAGAACAUUCAGAGCUAGAAGUAGAAUGUAGUAUGAUGCAGAUGGUCACUUUCCCUAACAUUGUGUUCUGUGUUUUUACAUUGUACUGAUUAAUAUUGUAUUUUAUAAUAAAAACAUGCUCAGAA